AUGCCGGCAGUCGUCGAGAUCCCGGGUCGAGCGCCCCUCACCACCUUCGAAGCGGCCGUCCAGGAAGAAUUUAACGUCCUCCGCCGCAUCCCGCAUGUGCCCGCGGUAAAAGCGCUGACGGAGCAGCUAUGGCAGGACCGGGAGUCGGUCGAGGCCCUCACCAGGCUUCAUCUGGGCCUACGUAAACAGGACGCCUGCACGGUGCUGGACCGACGACAAUGGAUCCGCGGUGCGUUCAACAUUUGUGUGUUGCUCGAGGUCGCCGAGCCCUGGGGGGAGUCGAGGAAGGUGAUGUUUCGCUGUGGGAUGCCGCACAAGCUCGCUGAGCCCCAGUACCCCGGGACCGUGGACGAGAAGACCAGCUGCGAGGCUGGUGCGUAUGUUUGGAUGCAGGAGAAGUGUCCGGAUGUCCGGAUCCCGCAUUUGUAUGGGUUCGGGUUUUCGAAUGAACGCCAUUACACUCAUGUUCAUCAGAAGUCGUUCCUGCGGCGGCUUGUCCACGGCUUCUGGCGCUGUGUCUACGGGCUACUGGGAUAUCCUCUCCUGUCUCAGUACACCCCCACCACAACCCAGCAUACAGCCCCUGCUGCGUACAUGGUGAUGGAGUACAUCACCCCCAGCAUAGGACGAACCCUAGCGACCACGUGGGAAAAGCACCGCAAAUCCCCCGGUAUGAGACGGAACCUAUUCAGCGGAAUGGCCAGCAUCAUGCUAUCCCUCGCCCGCAUCCCGCAACCGCGGAUCGGAUCCUUCCAGUUCCACCACGACGGCACCAUCAGCCUAACCAACCGGCCCUUCUUUUGUUCCACCGCCAUCCUCGAAAACGACGGCGCCCCGCGGACCAUCGAACCCAGCCACACCUACACCUGCACCGAACCCUUCGUCUCCGACGCCAUCACCUUCCACGACCAGCGCUUCCUGCACGACCCCAACGCCGCCGAGAGCGAACCCGACUGCCGCGCCCAAAUGACCGUCAAGACCCUCCUCCGCGCCUUCUCCCAUCGGUACAUCUCCCGCGAGCACCGCCAGGGCCCGUUUCUCCUCCAGCUCACCGACCUCCACGCCAGCAACAUCUUCGUCGACGACGACUGGAACGUCACUUGCCUCAUCGACCUGGAAUGGAUGUGCGCCUUACCGCCCGAGGCGCUCGAUGUCCCCUACUGGCUCACCAGCCGCGGCAUCGACGAGAUCGAGGACGAGGCGUACGAGGAGUUCAGCAAAGUGCGGGAGGAGUUCAUGGAUGCGCUGCGGGAGCAGGAAGUGGAAAAUGGACUGUGGGAGAAGGGGCCAGGGCAGGGCCAUGAUCUCAGCGUGCCGCAGAUUAUGCAGAAGUCGUGGGAGUCCAAGGGAACGUGGUUCUGGCAUUGUGUGACGUCGGUUAACGCGAUGUAUGUUUUGUUGGAGAGUCAUCUUUGCCGGCCCGGGUCGUUGCCGAGGGCGGCGGAGAAGGUGAUUUCGCAGUUUUAUUGUGAGGAUCCGGAUGGGUUGGUGAAGAGGAAGAUGGAGGAUAAGAAGGCGUAUAAUGCGCAACUUAAGCUUGCUUUUGCGUGA
Messenger RNA from Dichotomopilus funicola, 1551 nucleotides. RefSeq lists its product as uncharacterized. Bases 1 to 1551 code for a protein of 516 amino acids. Lineage: Eukaryota; Fungi; Ascomycota; Sordariomycetes; Sordariales; Chaetomiaceae. The transcript is spliced from 2 exons. The record is from RefSeq and is a predicted model, not a curated record.